UCUACGUAACACUCGCUCCAUCGUCCUCCUCCUCCGGCUCGGUCUAUGUGUGUAUUUAUUUAUUUAUCCGCGAAACCGAGAGUCAUGGCGGCCCAGAAGAUCAACGAGGCGCACGACCACAUCACCAAAGCAGAGAAAUGCUUGAAGACCAGCAUGACCAAGUGGAAACCUGAUUACGACGGAGCCGCUUCAGAGAUGGCCAAAGCAGCUGUGGCUUUCAAAAACGCAAAACAGUUUGAACAAGCGAAGGAUGCUUACCUGAAGGAGGCCGAAUAUCACACUGAAAACAAAGCACUCUUCCAUGCAGCAAAAGCGUAUGAACAAGCUGGUAUGAUGCUGAAGGACAUGAAGAAAAUGCCCGAAGCCAUUCAGCUGAUAGAGAAGGCCAGCAUUAUGUAUGUGGAGAACGGCACGUCUGGCACUGCUGGAAUGGCACUGGACAGAGCUGGGAAACUCAUCGAGCCGAUUGAUCUAGAGAAAGCGGUGGACUUGUACCAGAAGGCCGCAUCUGUGUUUGAGAAUGAAGAUCGUCUCAGACAGGCUGCAGAGCUGCUGGGUAAAGCCUCCAGACUCCUGGUCAGACUGCGCAGGCUGGACGAGGCUGCUGUGUCCCUUCAGAAAGAGAAGAACAUGUACAAGGAGAUUGAAAACUACCCCACAUGCUUUAAGAAAACCAUUGCUCAAGUGCUGGUUCAUCUGCACCGAGGAGACUUUGUGGCUGCAGACAAGUGUGUGAGAGAGAGUUACAGUCUUCCAGGGUUCAGUGGGAGUGAGGACUGUGUGUCGAUGGAGACUCUGCUGGCAGCGUUUGAUGAGCAGGAUGAGGAUGAGGUGUCGCGGGUCUGCAACUCACCACUGCUCAAAUACAUGGACAAUGACUAUGCCAAGCUGGCCAUCUCUCUAAAGGUGCCGGGCGGCGGUGGAGGAAAGAAGAAGAAAUCUCCUGCGCCUCCUCAAGGGGGCAGCGCAGGACCACCAGCACCUCAAGAGGACGAUGAUUACGAAGGAGGCUUGUGUUAAUUCACCACAUGAAAAGAGUGUGUGUGUGUGUGUGUGUAAGCAUCAGUGUUUCCUCCCUUUGUGUAAAGUGGAGUCACUCCUGAGGAAUUCUGUUCCUGCGUCCCGCCUGUGGGGCUUUUCUGUGCAUUUGAACACAUCAGAAAACUACACACACAGGCCAUGGACACACUUACACAUUUCUCUGCCAUUAGCUGCACCAUAUCUUCGGUUUAGAUUUAAACAUACUAAUCUGUAAAUCUGCAUCAACAUGGUUCCCUUAGAAAAAUAAAUAAAUAAAUACAUUUAAAACUAUAUAUUUUUGGUUUACUGCAAAAAAUAAACUCUGUUAUACACUGAAAUCUGUAUCAAUUUAGUUUCCUCAGAAAUAAGUAAUAAGUAAAUGAAGAAAGAAAGAAAGAAAGAAAGAAAGAAAGAAAGAAAGAAAAAAAGAAAGAAAGAAAGAAAGAAAAAGAAAGUCUUUUGGUUUACUGCCAAAAAAAUAAGCUGUUAUACACUGAAUUCUGUAAAUCUGCAUCACUUUAGUUUCCUCAGAAAUAAAUGCAUAAAUAAAUAAAAAUAAUAAAUCUUGAAAAAAGUUGGUUUACUGCAAAAAAUAAGCUCUUUUACACAUUGUUUCUUAUACUGUGUUCACACCAGACGUGGCACGUACUGUAUAAAUAGACACGUGAGCAUUUUGAGUUUCCUCGCUUUAUUUACGUGUCAAAUUCACUUCACAAUAGAUGUGGAUUCACAUCAUGGGCAGGGCUUCUGUCUGUCCAGUGACUCUAGGUUCGUUGUUAAAUGACUAUCAUGGAUUUUAUUGAAAUAGUAGCUGUGUUUAUGUGCUGUAGGAAGGCUGAAAAAGUGUAGUUUCGUUCGGCGCCGUGUCUGAGUCCACUAGAUCCUUUCAGAGGUGCACCCAGCUCUGAGUUCAUCAACUCCUCCAGAAACUAUACCUGGAUGAUGGAGGCUUUCAGUGACCGAGCCGAGCCCAGUUUGAUGAGCUGUUGUCCAGUGUCAGCAAAGAGGAUUUCCCCUCUGGACACCAACAACAGACACUACGUCAUUAUCACGCCCCUACAAGAGAAAGCUCCUGAUUGGUUAACACGCCGCAAAUGUCUGCUGAAGUUCAGAUUUUCCAAUUGAUUGAUUCGCACAAAACACGAGAUACGUGAGUUAAGUGCAUCAACAAAUGACCGACUUGCGCCACCUCAUUCGUGUGAAUCGCUGGAGGAUGUCUAUCCGUGUCUUUGUAUUGACUUAACAUGUAAAUUACUUGCGCUUGACUGCAUCUGGUGUGAAUGCAGCAUUAUGAUGUGUUGGACUAGUUUAAGAAGCAUAAAUCUAGUAGUAAACUAUUAAAAGGUCAAUACAGUAGGCUUACUAACAGUCACAUUAUUACGGCCUUUUCACAAUACAAAAAGGCAGAUUAAAUUGCAUAAUCUUGUCUUAAAAGUGUCAUUUUAAAUAUAAAUGUUUAUAUUGCAUAUGGUGAUAUUGAUCAACUUUACCGGACAAGUUUUAAGUAAUUAAUCUAAAAUUCGCCAGAUUUUCCGACUCUUUCCUUCAUUCUAAAAUUUCUAGGUUUGUAUAACCCAAUGUUGGGCCAAAUAUGGACAAACCCAACCACUGGGUUAAAAAGUGUCAUGGAAAUUUAACAGAUAAAAAAAUUAUCUGACAUUGAUUACGUUUACACGGACACCAAUAAUCCGAUUUUAAUACGAUUAAGACAAUACUCUGAUUAAGAGUCUAUCAUGUAAACAGCAAUUUUUGAUUCAUUUAAUUCGAUUAAGGUCAUAAUCGAACUAAACAGAAAUGGAAUUUAGUCUGAUUAUUGAAGUGCAGUACAGACAUGUAAACACCUUAAACUAUUACCGUCAUGUAGGAAUUUUGCGACAGGAUAGUCUAUACACACACGGCUGUUUGACACUAUUAUCUGCACCUACCGAGUCAGUGACGACUACAGACACCUGCAUCGUGAAAUGCGGAGGUUUUUUCAUUCAUUCAGCGUGCGGUAUAGUUUAGUUUAAAACUUUAUUAAUCCCCUUGGGGCAAUUCAUUCUGACAUGGUGGUGCUUCACAUAUAACAUGACACAUCAACACUUGACAUCAAGUACAAAAACAAACCUAACAAUAAUACAUCGAUUAACUACAUUUAUUACGUAACCGAAUUGCUUCAGGCACAAACGUAAAUUUAUAACGAUUUGUGGAACAUCUUAUUGUCCUUAGACGUCGACCAAGGGGCAUCCACUCAUAAUGUUUAUUUAAGGGGUGUGUGCUGUCUCCUAGUAUUAUAUGUGCCAUCCUCAACACAUGCUGUUCAUAAUAGUAUGCAAGACUUCGCAGGGGAACUCCCAAAAUCUUUGAGCACUUGACGCCUUGAAGACGAUUCUUAUUUUUUAUAGACAAUAAAGAAAACCAACAAAUAAAGGAAAAAGACGAAAUACUCUCAAUAAAUGAAUUAUAAAAGGUCUUAAGAAUAACUUUCUCUACAUUGAAAGAGUUCAGUUUCCGCAAUAAAAACAGUCUUUGAUGUAUGUCUAGGAAGUAUAGACUUCCAUUAAAACUACACUCUUCCAGCAGUUCAUAGCUGCAUCCAAUAUCUCGUUUGUCAGGGGGGCAUGCAUGAAAUGUUCCUGAAUGAAAGUGAAAGUGCCAAACUGCAGUUAAAAAUGAAAAAAUGAAAAACGUAACACCCGAAAUUACAUAAAACUCCGGAGGAUACGUGGAUAGCGCGGUGGCACAAUGACAUUAAUCAAAUUAUGCGCUAUAACAUGUAAAACAGGAUCAUGAACGAAACAUUCAAAAAGCAGCUCAUAUAAACGUUUCAUCAUAUUAUUGUCUUAAUUAGAUUAAGGCAAAUAAUUUGAUUACUGGUGUCCAUGUGAACGUAGUCAUUGAGGUUGUCCAUUCUCCCCGUCUUGCCGUGGGUUUCCUCCGGGUGCUCCGGUUUCCCCCACAGUCCAAACACAUGUGCUAUAGGUGAAUUGGAAGAACUAAACUGGUCAUAGUGUAUGUGUUUGUGUGUGAAUGUGAGUGUGUGUGGGUGUUUCUCAGUACUGGGUUGCAGCUGGAAGGGUAGCCGCUGCGUAAAACAUGCUGGAAUAGUUGGCGAAUCAUUCGGCUGUGGUGACCGCUAAUAAAUAAGGGACUAAGCCGAAGGAAAAUGAAUGAGGUGGUCCAUAUUUGAUCCAACAUUGGGUUAGGAUGACACAGCGCUUUUUCAGAGUGAAGGAAAGUAAUGUAAUCUGGCAAAUGUUAGAUGAAUAAUUCUGUAUAGUUGAUCAAAUCAUCAUAUGCAUUAUAAAUAUGUACCAUAUGUAUAUUUCUUUUGUUUCAAGAGUUCACACUUAGAUAUUGUUUGACAACUGUUAGCAGGUUUGGCAUGCUGUCCCGGGAGAGAACCCUGAGCUCAGAGAUAGGUGAGCCCAGGGCUCCCGCCUGGUCCAUAGAGCAUAUGAGGGGAGUACGAGAUCAGGUGGUUCUCGAGAGCUCCCCGUGGUAAAAAAGAAAAAAGGAGGAGAAGGGGUGGAUGGGGGGUUUCUUCGGAAAACGAAGAUAAGAGAGUAGUUCUAGCUAGGCUACUUAUAGUGAGUUGGGGUUAAUCUGAUUGGCUAACUAGUGAAUGUAAAUGAGUGGCCAGCUGCAGUCAAUCAUAUCACGUGCUCCUCUCGAAAUUAGUUUGAAAACUUCACUUUUGUUAUGAAGGAAUAGCUCACCCAAAAUGGAGAAAUCUGUCAUCAUUUACGCACUUUUUACUUGUUUUAAACUUGUUUUUGAACACAAGAGAAGAUAUUUUGAGAAAUGCUGAAAACCUGUAACUAUUGACUUCCAUAGUUUUUUUUUAGCGGUCGGUAACUCUGGUGUAAUUUGAACAGGAGCGGGCGGUCUAACAAUACAGCGUUCCCGAUUCCUGAGAUGUUAUUUCAGAACAGCAUAUCUGUGAUUUCCUCAUUAUUAUUGAGCACCAGUAAAGCCAGAGCUCAUGACUGAUACACAUGCUGAACACAUGGACCAGUGCUUUCUGCACAUGCUUUUUUCACACAGUCUGUGAGUGCAUCAUCUACAUAACGGUCCUCACUUACAUUUAGCCUACAACCCUUGCACAACCUACACUUUUAUCUGUUAUCUCUCUCUCUUUUUGGUAGUACCCAAUUUAAAUGUGAGAUUUUGGAAACCAGGUUGGGUCGGGUGAAAACGGAGCGGGUGAAUUAAGACUGAAUAUACAGCGGCAGCGGUCGGGUGUGGAAUAAAAACUUGCAGGAGCGGGACUAAAAAAUUUGUCCUGAGCAGACCUCUAAUGGAAGUCAAUUGUUACUGGUUUUUAGCAUUCUUCAAAAUAUCUUCUUUAGUGUUCAACUGAAGAAAGAAACUCACAAAGCACUUGAAGGAGAGUUAAAAAGUGAAUCAGUUUUCAUUUUUGGGGUGAACUUUCUCUUUAAUUGUGAGGAAAGAGCACCCUGUAUACAGCUGAAGUCAGAAUUAUUAGCACUCCUGUAUCAUCCCACCCCCCGCCCACCCCUAAUUUCUGUUUAACGGAAGAUUUUGCAAAUAAAACAAAGAAAAUGGAGCGGGUCGGGCAGCGGGGGAAUUAAGACUGAAUAUACAGCGGCAGCAGUCGGGUGCGGAAUAAAACCUUGCAGGAGCGGGCGGUCAGUGUAGCUCGCCAUUAGUAGAAAUUAAUAUUAAAGAAUUAAAACAGAAAGCAGAAUUAAAUGAAAUUAAGCCAGGAGAAUUAAUUAAAAAUGAGAAAUUCUGAAUUAGUCAAAAUAAUAGUCAUUUGUGUAAUGGAAAACUGGUGUCGUCACCAUUGAGCUUCAUACAACUUUUAAGUUUACUUGAAAACAUUAUUCCUUAAAGUUUGUGAAUAUUUUGUAAAAAAAAAAUAUGAUUAUGAACACGGUGAUGCUGUGAAAGUGAGUUUACUUGCUAUUCAGAUGCUUUUUCAAUGCAAGCACUGUAAAAGCAUUUAAAGAGGAGCAUUUAGAAAGAGCAGAAUUAUAAUAAUACACUGAAAUAUUUUGAGCUUGUAAUAAUCGCAGACCUUAUUCCACAGAUUUAUCCCUAUAAAUAAUAACUUAAAGCGACAGUUCACCCAAAAAUGACCACCAGAACUCACUUAUUCAAAACCUAUUGGACUUUCUUUCUUCUGUUGAACGCAAAAAAGAUAUUUUGAAGAAUGCUGAACACCUGAAACCAUUGACUUCCACAGUAUAUCUUAGUAUUGAAGUCAAUGGUUACAGGUUUUCAGCAUUCUUCAAAGCAUUUUCUUUUGUUUAACAGAAGAAACUCAAAAUGUUGAUUUUUGUGUGAACUAUCCCUUUAAAAUGAACAGUAAGCAUUUUACCAUAGGGGUUUUCAGUGUAUCAGUAAAACAGCAUCCUUUGACAAUAAUUUGACUCCACAGCUUGAAUUAGAUAAGAAAACAUGCAUUUUUAAAGCUGCUAUGUGUAUUUGAAUAAAUCAUCAUGUUUGAGACGAGAGUCUGUGCAGUUUAUAUUGUAGAAAAGAUAAAUAAAGACUUUUAUUCUCCACAGAUUUAAUGUUAUAGUCGUUAUAUAUGAAAACCCUCAUUAGAAAAGCUUCUUCCGUGGUUUUAAUAUCAUGUUAAACUCAUUUAAUUAUAAACAGGUUCUGUUGUAACCUCAUGUUAAAUUAAACAAUGGAACUGCAGUGUUACCAGUGGAGUUACAAACACGCAUCUUCCAUUGGACAUACAUACAGAUAGCUCCGCCCCUAAAUGCACACCAUUGGUUGAGCUGUUUGAUUGACAUGUCAUUUGAUGCUGCUAGUGGUGCAGAGUUGUAAAGACAUUGGUAGACGAUACUGUAAAUUAUAAGCACUGGAUUUUUUUGACGUGUGUGUGUGAUUAAUGUUGGAUAAAAUGUUUGGAAAUUUUAUUUGAGAAAAUGUCUUGUCACGUGUACAGUAUAUGUUCAUUAUCUUUAUUCGUGAACAGUCUGUGUUGUCAAAGUAAUCGCUGAUAUGAUUUGUAAAAUAAUAUAUAUUAUUGUCCAUUAUGUACAGUAACUUAUUUGAAGUGUGUCAAUGUGAAGUGUCAGACAUAUACAAGCUGACAGACCCAAACAACUUAAUAAAAGCACUGGUAAAGG
This is a messenger RNA of Danio aesculapii, 7112 nucleotides long. It is a transcript of the gene napgb, whose product is annotated as N-ethylmaleimide-sensitive factor attachment protein, gamma b. Gene Ontology annotation, molecular function: soluble NSF attachment protein activity; syntaxin binding. Bases 46 to 1020 code for a protein of 324 amino acids. The transcript has 12 exons. NCBI's taxonomy places the organism in Eukaryota, Metazoa, Chordata, Actinopteri, Cypriniformes, Danionidae. Gene Ontology annotation, biological process: intracellular protein transport. Gene Ontology annotation, cellular component: SNARE complex; vacuolar membrane. The record is from RefSeq and is a predicted model, not a curated record.